UACCCUCCAUUUAGAAUCGGAAAUAAAACUAAUUUGCAAACAUGGCUUUGUGUUCAUGUAUGAAAUUUCAUCUGGUAUUAUACGGAGUAUUAGUCAUUUUAAUGAACAUAUUCGUGCACAGAGUACCGCCACCGUCUUCACGAUCAACAGCGGCAACAUCAAGCCAGGCAUGUCCUGACACAAAUAACCAAUCUACUCAGACUACAAUACCUCCAAUAUCAAACGGAAGACGUUCAACGGACCUCAACAGUCAGAACAACACAACUUUCGAUAAUAGUGAGCCAGCAAAUGUUGUUGAGGACAGCUGGAGCCAAACUUGUCCUGACACAAAUAACCAAUCGACUCAGACUACAACACCUCCAAUCUCAAACGGAAGACGUUCAACUGAUCUCAACAGUCAGAACAACACGACUUUCGAUAAUAGUGGGCCAGCAAAUGUUGUCGAGGACAGCUGGAGCCAAACUUGUCCUGACACAAAUAACCAAUCGACUCAGACUACAACACCUCCAAUCUCAAACGGAAGACGUUCAACUGAUCUCAACAGUCAGAACAACACGACUUUCCAUAAUAGUGACCACCCAGCAAAUGUUGUUGAGGACAGUUGGGACGUGAUUAAUCACGCAGACUAUAGUUCCUGGUCAUUUCGUUAAAUAUCUGUAACAAGCCAGUGAAUAAAGCCAAUUGCUAUUCUAGAGCCAAGUGUAGAAUAUGCGUCGG
This is a messenger RNA of Bradysia coprophila, 717 nucleotides long. RefSeq lists its product as uncharacterized. The record is from RefSeq and is a predicted model, not a curated record. Lineage: Eukaryota; Metazoa; Arthropoda; Insecta; Diptera; Sciaridae.